AUCUUUCAGUUUUGCCUACUUUGAGGAAACAUGGUUUUAAGGAAAUUUCUGUACUUUUGGCCCCUGAAAUAUGGCGUUGUUACAGUGGGCAUUGCCUUUGGACUAACGGACUUCAUCGUGGGCAGCAUUGGGUGGGAUAUGGUUAUCUCAAACAAGUAUCCGGAUUAUGUGGUCGAGUUCUUUAGAACCAUGGACACCCGAGUCUGCGUGGCCGGAUUUGCAACCGUGUUCUGGUUGAUGAUGCUCAACCACUUCCUACUGAUCUAUGCCGUGUUUUACCAAAAACUUCUGUUGAUCGGAACUUGGCUGUUGAUAAACUACAUGGUAUUUUUGUUUACCCUCGUCACCGUGUUGUUGGAUGGCUUGCUGAUCCUCAGGAUAAUUACCCUCGGAUACUGUCUGAUCGUGGUGAAGGCCUACUACAGUGAGUUGACUGUGGUUGAGGACGAAGCUUCCGAGUCCAGCGACGGAGCAACUGAAAGUGACAACGACUCAAAUGUCUGAAUUGUGAAAAUUUCCCAAUUAAAGCAGCAAUAAAUUCGAUUACGGCAGUA
This is a messenger RNA of Drosophila erecta, 554 nucleotides long. RefSeq lists its product as uncharacterized. Lineage: Eukaryota; Metazoa; Arthropoda; Insecta; Diptera; Drosophilidae. The transcript has 3 exons. The record is from RefSeq and is a predicted model, not a curated record. The coding region runs from base 31 to 504 and encodes 157 amino acids.